GUCUCUGCUUAGGUUCCUCCCAUCACUCUCUGUGAUGAAAAAAUAGUUUGUGAAACAAAGCAAGGGUCGGCAUGCAAGCAGUGGCAUUGGUCCUUGUGGCUACAUCCUCUCAUCGUUCUGUGUCCGCUGCACUGGGAAUUCCUCCCGGUGCUUUCCAGCUCCACCUGCCUCCCAAGGUUUUGUGCUGUCACUUUCCCAUCGGUCCCAACCGGCACGACCACUGGGUAGGGAUUAUUGGAAUUAUGCUCCAAACCAUUCUGCUUUUGGGAGGGCUGCAUUCAUCUGUUCUUGAGGUGUGUGAGGGCAUAUGUGAGCGGCAAAGAUGUUCUGCAUCCGGAUAAACGCAUUUGCAGUUUGUGGCUAAGCUAAUGUGCAGCUUUCCCUUGGCAUUAGCCAUGUUUUCAUUUAAUAUGUGUUGAAGUGCUCCUGGUGUGAACUUUCAUUCUAAGUGGCAUUUAAAUUGUUCACCCCUUUCCAAACCCUGGCUUCACAGAGAGCCAUGGUCUCUGAGCCGCAGCCUCCUUUCUCGGAGUAUGCCCAAGGCAGCUUCUCUUUUCCUGACAGUUUGAACUUUACUAGCUUCAGAACAUUUCAACAGACACGGGCUUUGGCCUCGCAGUGUUGAGUUAUACAACUCCUUCCUUCCGCCUUCCUUGUGCUCCUGGGUAAUGCAAAUAAGGAACAAGAGGAAAUGGUUCUUGGGUUUCAGCAUUCUCCUUAGCUGGUUGUGAACUGGAAAAUAUGGUGUUUGUUUACUUGGGGCUGGCUGCAGCAGCCUAGAGGGCAGCGAUGCCCUGCCAAGCGCCAGCAAAGGUGAGAAUUUCUUCUUGAAACCAUCCAGACCAUUUGCUUGUGGACUUCACUGGGGAUGUGGCUCAUGCGGAGUGAAUGGGAGACGCAGGAAUGUAUGACGCUGCUUAUACUGAAUCAGCCCUUUGGUCCACCCAACCCCGUCUUGUCAGCAUGGGCUGGCACUAACUGCUUUCCAGGGUUUCAGGACGGGUGUUUCCCCAGGGAUUAUCCAGGGGCUUUCUCAGUCACAGCCCCCAUCGUAGGAGUGCCGUCAAUCUACAUGAUUAGCACCCGGCUCCUGAUAGCAGUUAGAUCUGUAUUGCGAAGUGCAAUACAGGCCAUAUCCUCUAUGGCCUGUAUUGCGAAGUGCGUUGUGUGUCCAUAGAGGAUUGCACAGCUUUUGUGAGGGGAAACCGGCCAAGGAGUCUGGCUGUGUCCGUAAUGGCUGUGCUGUCAAAGUCUGCUGCCUCUGGGGCCACACGAGCCAAUGGGCUUUCUGUAAGACCUUCAUGCUGCAGUAGAGAGCGCAGCCCCUCCGAAGUUGUCCUUGAGCUUUGAUCUGGCAUCUCCGAAGCACAGCACUGGGAAGCAUUCCAGAACAGCGCUGGCAUCUUUGGAGGGAUGGUAUAACAACUGUUUGACUACAACUGUUUGACUACAACAGCAUUGUAGUCUGGUUGGUACCUAAUACUUUCCCAUGGUUUACUAAACUCAUGGUUAACUCAUGGGUUGGCCAGUAGAUGAUCAACAGACUGUGGUUGUUUGGUUGUUUUCUCAGCCCCUGGGUUGUUUCCUCUCUUUGUGCCCAUUCUGUAUCUCAAACGUCUUCAUGGUGCUAUAGUACUGGUGAGUGUCAGGGCUGUCCGGACAGGAGACUUUGUAGGUCAUUCAGUCAUAGGAUCGCCGUAAGUUGAAGCCAAUGUGAUGAUAUCUAACAACAGCAGUGUGGCGUGCUGGAUAUUUUUACUUACUGCCUUUGUAGCCUGGAAAAACAAUACAUGGAUAACUCACAGUUCUUGUCACAAUAACCCAGAGUUCAAAAUGUGUAACAACCUAUGGCUUCUCAUCCUGGAUUGUUUGUGGUUAACAAAGCAUGAUUUCUUAGCAUGGCUCUGUCAUUACAACCCAAAAUUUAACAACCCAUAGGUUAAGUAAACCAUAGGCUACCAUUAUGUACAAAGCAGGCCAGUGUCUUACCAUCUGGAACUUGUCUGCUGCUUCAAAACUUACCUGGCCUUGUAGAUGCCAAACUAAGGUAUUAUUGAGAUGAGACUUGCUGAGCUGGGACAAUGCCAGAUGCUACACUCCUAAAAAGAAAUUGAUGUUGGGUUAAUUCCAAAAACCUUUUCCCCUUAAAGUGGUUAUGUACACAUUUGAAAUAUAUCUGGACCGUGAAGAUGAGAAUGGUGGAAAGAGGUGUGUCUGGGGGCCAGUGAGUGAGCAGGAAGCAGCUUCAGGAGUGAAAAAGGUGAAUUAAGAAAAAAACAGGCAGAUCACUGGUAGGCAUUCCUUGACUGGGGUGGCCAUGUCUGCUGUCUGUGCUACGCCUCCCCCCAUCCUCUUGAUGUUGUGCUCUGUGGACAGUGGCUCUCCUCCCGUGUGCUCUUCUGUUCCCGUGGGCUCUUUGGUCUCCAGUGGCUGUGGCCGAGCUGGAGUGCAGGAGAGGCAAGACUCCUGACGCAGCACCCACCAGUCCAUCCGGUUGCCUCUCUGCCAACCUCGGGGUCACAGCUAAAGCCCUGGAGGUGAGUCAGACCAGUGGUCCGUUUGCUGUUGUGCGGCUGCUUCCAGGUGCUUCCUGGUGAUGCCUCAUGUGAGCCCGCCUGGAGCUUCAGGGCGCCUUGGACACCCAGUGUGAGGUGUGCGGACUCCAUGCGGCUGUUUCCUGCUUGGAGGAAGCGUCUGAGUGCGUGCUUUUCACGAUAACCCUGGGGCCAGCGGCAGGGACGACUGCAGAUGUCGUCUGCGAUAAGUGCGCAAUCGUAAUUAACGCGACAGAUGGGUGGGUGCCUGAGAAGCGCCUGUGCCUUGGUGCCGUUUGUGUGUCCAAGAACACCUUGGUUGUUUUUGACUGGCACAUUCUGAAGGGAGCCGUCUCCCAUUGCGGCAGCAGGUGUGCAAAUGACUGUUUAUCUUUUGGCGAGUGGCACAGACCGCUUGGAAAACAGGGUUGUGUGUCAUGCCGAUGUUUUGAAUGGAACGUUCCUUCACGGUGCCUUCGAAAUGGACUGUCUUGCUAAGGUAGUGCAAAGUAUUUGGAGCCGAUAACUGGACAGAUGUGUAUUUUAUUCAAAGCACUUUUAUCCCACCCCUCAGCUCAAAAGGCUGCUGUGCCAGCUUACACAUCAAACAAGACAAUACCUGCCCACAGGCUUAUCCUCUACAAAGUCACAACUUGCAAGGAAAAAAUGAAUGGGAGGGCGGAGGAAAAUGUGGAACUGCUUCCCACCCUGUGGCUUUCAGGAGGACAUGUAGGACGGCUCCAUUUCUUAGUCAUUGCUGUUAACAGCUUGUAGACAGUUGUGUGCCCAGAGUUCAUGGGGCACUACUUUAGGAGCAGCCUGGCUGGAUCAGACUAGAGUCUGGCACCCUGCUCUGUGCCCUGGCAAGCAAAUGCCUCCAGGGGCUUGAAGGCAUCUGCCCUUUCCUGCAGUCCAGGUUCAGAGGUUGUCAGGGAUGUGUUGCACUGCUGCUCACCCAGUCAGCAUGGGAUUUACAUGUGAAACCGGUGUGGCCCUUAACUUGGCCCCUCUUUUUCCUGAAGGGUGAAGCAGGGCUCUCUGGGGAGCAGUGGUCGCUUCCCGCCAGCCACGUCCUCCUGUCUCUCGAUGGGAAAGCGCUUUAAACAUUAGCCCUCGCGGCUGCCCCGUACCACCCCAUCUGACGCAGUAGCCCAUUCUGCAAAAUGGCUUGCUCCAGAUCAUUUGGGCUACAACUCCCACUAGCCCGAGCCAGCAUGGGCACCAAGCUGGAGAAGGACUGCUAUUUUCCCAAGGCAGGAGGCCCCCGCCGGGUGAGUUAACCGACCUGGAAUUUACAGUUUAUACAGAAGCCAGCGAGGCACACUCCUUUCCCCCAGCGUGCCCUCCCUUUUACGGCCAGUUGUUCUUCUGUCCCACAGGUCUGUUUCGUAUCCACUGGCAUAAACUGGAGCCUUUGUUUGCCCUGCAGGACCUGCUUGGCAUAGAGCGAAAGCUGUGGUGGAGGUGUCAGAUGAGGGACGUGGGCUCGUGUGACCGCAGGCUGCCAUGUGCCAGUGCGUGGGAGCAGCAGAAGUGGCUUGUGGGUGUCCCAGGCUCCCACUGGACUGGAGGUCCCUUUGCACAGGGUCAGCUUCUCAGGCUGCCAGCAGCUCUCCAAGGAGGGAAGCAGGGUAGUGUUUUCCGAGCCGUGAUACUGAAAAGCUCUGGAGGACUGAGCUCAGGGGCUUCUUGGACCCUGGGGAGUGAACUGGGCCCAUUGAGCUGAAUUCUCUUACUCAGCAGAUGGAGAGAAAUGCCCCCCCCCCAGGCUGCUAGAACCCAAAGACAAAUCCUGUGUAAGCGGCCAGUGGGAGAUUCAGCUUGGAUUGAAGGAAGUGCUCCUGUACGUGCUGCAUAGUGGAACUCACUCCUAUGAGUGUUGUGAUGGCCACCUAUUUGGACAGCUUUACCAGGGGACGAGGCACAUUUAUGGAGAUUAAGCCAUCAGUGGCUACUAGGCCUGCUGGCCACAGGCUUUCUGCAAAGGUGGUGCUUCCCGUUGCUGGGGAACCCGCCCCGGAAGGUGCUAAUUGUGGGCUUCCCGCAGGCAGCUGGUUGGCUUGUCUGUGACCAGAAUGCUGGACUGGAUCAUCCUCCAGUCUGGUCCAUCCCAGACUGGCUCUGCUUGUAUUCCUAUGUUCUUAAUGAAAGUGCAAAGAGCAGAAGCAGCUCUGAUGCAUGAAAGGCUUCCAGCUGAUGUGGCAAUAAUGCCUGCCAGGGCAGGAAGUGUUGUGAGCAUGGGGAUGUGAACCAGCUUCUUGGUUCCAUGUUGGUUUGCAGGUGUCAUUAGGCUCCUGCAGGUUGGUUGUAAUGUGUUGCUUAUAGCAGCUUUUACCACACCGUUGUUUUCACUGAAAUGGCUUGUAACUCUUUUUUAACAAACAUGCAUGGAGGAACCCGAUGUUUUGGUCAAAUAGCUUUAGUGCAUUUGGAAAGCCUUCAGGUCAUGCUCCAACUGUGGCAGAUUUGGGAUGUUGCUAAGGAACAGCAGGGCUGGAUCCAUGAAAUAUGGCUCCUUGUGGCAGGGGGUGCUUGUACAAGUCCCCAUUGCAAAGAAAUUAGUGCGAUAUGGACCGUAAAUCAUAUUACUUUUCCAGCGUCGAGAAGCUCCCUUUUUCCUUCACAUAAGCUUUGCCCUUUUCUCUCGUCUGUGUUGGGGAAUUCAUCGGUCACCCCUGCCGAAGUCUUCCUCCAACUAUGAUACUUUCAAAGCAACGGGGAAAAGUAUUCUGAAAGUUGAAAAGUCUUUCCCUUUGGAGGUUAGUGAAGGGCGGUGGUUCUGCGUGGGGCUGAGCUAAGGAGGCUGACCUGCCACUCUGCAUUGCUCGCUCGGACCACAAACACCGAUGGCUCCAAGUUCCAGCUGGAUGUGGCUCGUGCUCUGAAAUGGCAGAAGCAAGUGGCACAGCCUUGGAUUCAGGCCGCAGAUAAGAUGCAGAAACGUAAACAACACACACCACUCUGCUGCAUUCAUUUCUGGUAGCAAGUGCUAAAUGGCUGAGCUGCAGGCCUUUGCGUGCACUUGCGCCCUUUCUCUGCCCCCUUGUCUUGGUGGCACGCCGGCCCCAUGACGCACAGGCUAGCCAGGAAGGCGCCGUGUGCAUGCGCUUCCUGCGCUCCGCUGUGAAGCAACCCCAGCCCCUGGCUGUUGCGUUCACAAAAUCGCCUCACCUUGAGUUGGAUCAGGGCCCCUCGACAGCUUGGCCUGCGAGCACGUGCGGCUGCUCCCUCUCCGGUUCCCUGCUGAAAUAACCUGGAUGGCACCUUGUGCCAGGAGAGGAGCUAGCUCAGCCUUCCCCAGGUUGUGCCAUCUAGGAAUGAUGGGAAUUGCAGUCCGGCACAUAAGGAGAGCAUGCAGCUGGGAAAGGCUCACCUAGGCCAGGGCUUGUAAGGACUUCUGGGAACAUCAGCCCCCCCCCCCCGCAAAUCUGGAGAACCACCUUCUGCCAGUACCCAUGUGUUGCACAAGGAAAGAGGCCAGAAGGAGGGUGCUAGGAAUGCAUGUGGUCUUGAUUUCCUCCGGGACUGGGGGCCGAGCGGCACUAACUUUGGCCACUUGCAUCAGAUGCUGCCCCCUCCACCUCAAGGAAAAGAGUUGCAGAGCGCCCAGCCCGCCAGUUCUGUUGCUCCUAGUCGUAUCUCAGAGACCUUUUUCUGCGAGAGCAGUUUGUGCUGCUUCCUUGCAGAAGGAAAUUGAAGGGUGUUUGGAGGUGGGUGGGCAGUGGGCCUGGCUACGUGGUCAGGAGGAACUGCGCCUUGCCUCUGGUGCGUAGCUGACUACUGGGAUGAGUCAACCGAGGAGGAAUCAGCCGAACCUCUGUGAAGCAACCUGGGUUUUCCUUAACUUCUUGGGCUUCUGUGCAGGGCCCGUAUGGGUUGAUCUUCCUGCCAUUUCUGGCUUCCCACCAGCUUCCUGUGCCGUGUGGCACAAAUCAUUUGGUGUUUGUACAGUGUGUUUUCCCUACUGCAAGUAUUUCCUGAUUCAGACUAGCGGCAGAGCAGAUGAGCAGCAGUGCCUUGAACUUUCCCCUUCGCGUCACUCAGGCACAAAGCUUGCUGGGUAAACGGCGGGCCAGGGACCACUGCUCAGCCGAACUUCUUGUUGGGAACCUCAAAUGGAAAAGAGGAUCGUGCCAGCCACCUUAGGUUCCACGCAGGGAGAAAAGGUGGGUUAUGAUUGUCCAGAACAUAAAUUAAUAGUGGAAGUGGAGCACGCCCAUUUUCGGGAGCAUGCAUCUCUCCGAUUGCCCCUACGGUGCUGUUGCCGGCAGCGUGUGGUUGUUCAGAUGCAGCUUUUGGAAUGGAAACGAAAGUGGUGGAGUAUUGAAAAGCAGAUGGCGAGCCCAGAAAUGGCUCAGAGACCAGUCCCAGAUCUCAGGAAGAUCAUCUCGGGGAAGGUCCUCAGGAGAGGGAGAAUCAGUCUGCCUGAAAUCUCCGUGCAAAUCACAGGACCGGAGUGCAUGACCAGUGGGCAGCAUGGCUGUAAAUAAGGGACUGCAGUCCAGCAUAGUCCGAGGGCACCAGAUUGGAGGAGGCAGCUUGAUCACGGCUUUUAAGUUAUCAUGUGGGCAGCAUGCUGCAACUGGUUCUGCCUGAACGGGCAACCUGAGGAGAUUCAGCAUCGCCCGCAGCCGGGCACGCGAGCCUAUGCCAACGCCGGCUACAGCUCCUUCCCGUCUCCCACGGGCUCUGAGCAGAGCUGCAAAGCCUGCGGGGCCCGUUUCGGCAGCGCCUCCCUCAAGCGCAUCUGCUUGGACUGCAAGAAGGACUUCUGCCCGGCGUGCGCGCACCAGCCCGAGAGCGGCCCCUGCCUCUGCCACCUCUGCGAGCGCUUCCGCGCCACGGCCUUCCGGCGGGAGGAGCUGAUCAAGAUGAAGGUGAAAGAGCUGCGGGACUACCUGGAGCUGCGGGAGAUCUCCACCGAGCUGUGCCGCGAGAAGGACGAGCUGGUGUGCCUCAUCAUGGGCCAGCGGCCUGCCGGGGCCCAAGCGGAGCAGCCCCCCUGUGUUCCUCCCGUGACACCCGUCCCCUCUGCCCCGGAGAGCUGUUUCCCUGCGACGGCCUCGCUCGGCCCCUUCCUGGAGCAGGCCCCGGCAGAGCCCGCCUCGCCGACGGCACAGCAGCCGCAGGCAAAUGGGCACGUGCCCCCGAGCCAACAGGACAUGGCGGAGGUCGAGAAUGCGGUGGAGACGCUGGUCGAGGAGGAGACGCAGUCCACUGACUCUGAGGACACCCUGGUGGCCGGACGGAGGGCCUCCCUGUCUGACCUGACGAGCGCGAGCGACAUCGACGGCCUCUCGGUGAGGCAGCUGAAGGAGAUCCUGGCACGGAACUUUGUCAACUACAAAGGCUGUUGCGAGAAGUGGGAGCUGAUGGAGAGGGUGACCCGCCUGUACAAGGAGAAGGACCUCCAGCAGCUGGUUUCGGACACAGAUGAUCAAACUGCUCUGGCGGGGGGCGCCGCCACACUCCCCGGCUCGGAGGAGAAUCUCUGCAAGAUCUGCAUGGACGCGGCCAUCGACUGCGUCUUGCUGGAGUGCGGCCACAUGGUCACCUGCACCAAGUGCGGCAUGCGCAUGAGCGAGUGCCCCAUCUGCCGCCAGUACGUGAUCAGGGCCGUGCACGUCUUCAGGACUUAGAGGCGCCCGGCACGGAGCAGGUACUACUCCGCGGAGACUCUUCCACCGCGCCGCGGCUCCCUGGCCGCCCUUGCGAAGGAGCCCCGGAUGCCGGGCAGUGUGCGGGACGCAGGACAGAGCUGUGGUGGACCCGGCGGGGCGCCGGCCGUGCACUUGGCAACUGCAGCGCCUGGGGCGUGGGAGGCCUCGCCCCACCGCCUCGGUCUGCCCCGCUCGCACCGGGGCUGCCGGGCACGCUCUCCCCCUCUGCAGUGAAUAAACCAGGUGGUCCUCAGAGGAGGGGGGUGUUGCCGCUCUCAGUUCCCCACCUUUCUCUUCCUCUUGAACUUCCUGAGGCCUUCAGCAGGGUCUUCGAUUUGGAAAGCAAACCCGGGGACUCGUUCCAGAGGAAGGAGUUUGAGCCAAAUUUCCUUCAUGAACUGGUUGAUGAGCUAGCCAGCCUCCCAGUUCAGGUCGCAGUUCACCCGUUCCCGUCUGCAGCUUGCACAUGGGGUACAGCCGGCCCCGCGGCAUGUUCCGCAGAGUGGCGCCCACCACCAGUGCCGGGGGGCAGGGGGGCAGGCAGGAGAUUUGCCCCGUGAAGGAGGACUCCAGUGGGUGAGCGAGCGCCUGCGGCUUGUGGGAGCUGCCGCAGCUUCUGAGGAUUGGUCCGCCUUGCCCUUUCCUGUCGAGGGCCCCGCACCCCGUUUCCACUGCAACCUGCCUGGGCGGCUCACUGCGUGGACAGCAAGGGCAGCCCCCAUUCUGAUGCACGGCUCUCCGCUACGUGGCUGACGCACGUCCGUUGCCCUGCACUGAGCAUCCGGGGGUGGCGGGGGAGCCGGCCCCUUCUCGGCCGCUUCCAGCUCUGCAUCCAAGGAUUCCGUGAAAGUGCCUCUGUACAAGCCUGCCUACCAUGCACGACGCUCUGCUCUUCUCAUGAUGUUCGGGUCACCCGGCUGCAGUGUCGGGGGCAGGGUUUCGGAGGCCUGGCCAGCCUGUGGCUCCUUGGAAGGGGGCUGUUCCCUGUCCUGUGAGUGAGAGCCUGCCUCCCGUUGGUCGCGGCAGAGUCGCUCACCAGCCCCUCAGAGGCCGUGCCGUGCCGUGCGGGCAGCCGCUGUGCCCGUGGGCCCCGCCGGGGGCGCACGAUUCCAAAGCCUUAGGCGCCACCACGCUUCCCUUUCAGCGACUUUCUGCACAGCCGGGCCUUGGCGCUCAAGUGGCGCUCGUGGCCUGGCUCAGCUGAAUGGCUGCCUUGUUCUCUAAGUGACCAAAUGCCUCACGCUGCUUAAGGGGGCGUUAACCUGCCUUAAAUGUGUGAGUGGCGCGCGCGCAUGUGUGUGUGUGUGUGGUGUGAAGUGAGGCAAGUUUCAGGGCUCUGGCAACUGGGGGUGCAGGUGUGGGCAGGGCCCACUCCUCUCCCCUUCAGUUCCCCAGCCCUUUGCCGGAACUGGUAUGCUUUCUGUUGAGUUUUCCAAAGGGAUACGCCAGCCUGGUGGCGCAUGGGGGACGCUUGGAGGCGCACGUUUGUGUGCGUGCCGAUCGCAUCCUUGUACUGUGGGCAUGUUGCAGCCCCAGACGCCUGACCGGGAGUUGCUCUGACAUGGGGAACACUCAGCCCGUUCCCAGGCGGCAUCUGUUCCGGCUUGCCGGCUGUCCUUGCCAUUUGUGCCCCUUGGCAUCUGCCUCUUCUCCCUGCACGCGCCUCUGCAGCUGGCUUUUGUGGAUGGUGCAAGUGCUCCUCUUGGGGACGAUCCCAAGGCAGACACCUCCUGUAAUUGACUGCUGCCUUAUUACUCACACACUGGAAGCGUCACUCCAACCCGUACAAAAGAAGUCACAUCUCAGCCACAAGCCAUAACAGAGUAACAAACAUCUAUUUAAAAACAGAUUUUGAGAGUGUUCUUUCAGUUCAGGGCAACAACUGGGAAUCUUACUGGAGUCCCUCCCCUUUGCUCCUUUAUCUUUCUCCUCCCCUUCUGGGGCUGAAGGAUGUUCACAAAACCCACUGUGGUGCUGGACACUUCAGUGGCAGGGAGCGUGUGGCCCACCCUUGGCCGGCGGCCUUCCCCGCCAGCGUGCUGUGGAGUCUGGGAGUGGUGGUCUGGCACACCUGUAGGCGCACCCUGUUGUGGAGACCUUUGCGAUGGGAAACCAGCAAGGAAGUUAUGGUCAAGUCCAUACUUAAUUGUAGCUUGAAGAACCUUCUAGUGACGUACUCCUGCAUGAGGGAGAGUUGGCAGCAAGAAGUGCAGGACAGGCAUGAGGGUAGGUAGUUGGUAACUGCAUUAGGAAAAUGCCCCGAUCUGCCCGUGAUCGGUUAAGUGCGCAGUUACUCUUACACAGACGUGCCUCAUUGCCUGCAACAGACUCUAGGAAGCUAAGCUGGCACUAGAGCGAGAGAGGCUGUGCCGUGCGCGCACAGGACUCCUCCUCCGGUCGCCAGCAGUUCACGUAGGUACGUGCUGUCUCUGUAACAGAUCGCGAGGCGAGAGUGUUGCGUGGCGUUAGUCACGGUACCUCUUCCUCCUCCCGCCCCAGCUUGAUUACACAGUUGGGCAUUCUCCAUGCCUCUGACCAGAAGAUAAUCUGGCGGAGCAGUGCUGGUUCCCAACCGGUAAGAAGUGGUUGUUGGUGUUGCACUAAAGCUGUGGAUUGUGUUCUUAAGAAAGCGUAUUUUUGUAUAGCAACGUGUGCCUCUCUGUGCAGCAUGGAAGUAAAGGCCAUCUGUGAGGCAACGGUCCUGUUCAACAGGUCUCACUGGCACAGAGCCCUGCUUUAUAAUUUUAUAAUAAAACGGAAAUGUGUUUUAAAAA
Varanus komodoensis (Komodo dragon) is the source of this 10968-nucleotide messenger RNA. It is a transcript of the gene RFFL, whose product is annotated as ring finger and FYVE like domain containing E3 ubiquitin protein ligase. Gene Ontology annotation, biological process: protein K48-linked ubiquitination; negative regulation of extrinsic apoptotic signaling pathway via death domain receptors; proteasome-mediated ubiquitin-dependent protein catabolic process. The transcript is spliced from 8 exons. Lineage: Eukaryota; Metazoa; Chordata; Lepidosauria; Squamata; Varanidae. Bases 7097 to 8173 code for a protein of 358 amino acids. Gene Ontology annotation, cellular component: plasma membrane; cytoplasm. Gene Ontology annotation, molecular function: ubiquitin protein ligase activity. The record is from RefSeq and is a predicted model, not a curated record.